GCCAUGCGUGAACUCGCUUCCCUGGGGCGAGUCCUGUGCCGACAGCAGCUGGCUCUGCCCUCAGCACAGAAGGCACACCUCGGGUCGGCCUCUGCGGCCAGGACAGCGGCACGCACGGAGCUCACGACCUGGCACCGAGCAGAUGCCUGGGAAAGGGCAGUCUCUGAAGAUCCACUGUGUCCAGCACUGUGCAGACAGCCUCACGCAGAGUAACAUCUCAGGCGCUGAGAUCUGGCCCUCCUGCUCGUGAGACGCAGACUCCAGCUGGACCUGUGACGGUGCCACCCCGGGGACUGCCUGGGCAGGUGGUGAGCACCCCAUCCCUGGGAGGAUCCAAUCAGGGCUGCCAUGGAAGAAAGCCCCUAUUCAGACGUCCUGGAUCUGCACGGACGGCGGCGGCGGUGCUGCCGGCCUGGGGUGCUGACUGCACUGCUGGGGCUGGUGACAACUGCGCUGUGGGCCGGGCUGCUGACUCUGCUUCUCCUGUGGCGCUGGGACACUGUACAGGAUCUGAAACAGCUGGAAGACACUGCAGCCCUGAACAUCUCUCAGGUUUCCAAGGACUUGGAAAGACAUAAGGGUGACCAGAUGGCCCAGAGGUCCCAGGAGGCUCAGGCACUGCGGACGGUGGAAGAAAUCCAAGCAGAACAGAGGAGAAUGAAAACCCAGGACUCUGAGCUGUCCCGGGACCUGGAUGGACUCCGAGAGGAUCUGACCAACCUCAAGUCCCAGGGCUUGAACGAGAAACGUGCAGCUUUGACUUCACUGGAAAGGCUCCAGGAGGAGGUGUCCAAGCUGUGGGUGGAGCUUCGCGUGUCCAACGGCUCCAUGUGUAACACGUGCCCUGAGGAGUGGGUCAGUUUCCAACAGAAGUGCUACUACUUCGGGGAGGGUGCCAAGAGGUGGAUCCAGGCACGGUUCGCCUGCAGCGAACUCCAUGGGCGGCUGGUCAGCAUCCACAACCAGGAGGAGCAGGACUUCCUGGCCAAAUAUGUCAACAAGAAGGGCUCCUGGAUCGGCCUUCGAGAUCUGGACAUAGAGGGGGAAUUUGUCUGGAUGGACGGGAGCCCCCUGGAGUAUAGCAACUGGCGGCCAGGGGAGCCCAACAACGGGGGCGAGGGCGAGGACUGCGUGAUGAUGUUGGGCCUCGGGCAGUGGAACGACGCCUUCUGCAACAGUCAUCUCGAGGGCUGGAUGUGUGACCGGUUGGCCACGUGCUGACUGCCCACCUCCCGCUCCGUCUCCCAGAUGUGGACCCCGACAGCCCCCUGCCUGCCCUCCACAUGUGCUCCACUUCGUGAUCCCCCACCUCAAUUAUGGGAACAGCCAGGCCCCGAGUGGAGCGCUGCGGCCCCAGCCGAGGCCAGGUGCCUCUUUCAUGGUCAAAGGGUCCCAGUGACAUUUUCUCCUGCCUGAAGGAGGGCAGCUGACCCACCCCCGAUUCCUGCCAACUCCCCAAAGGGCCUGUCCCCUGCCCCUCAGCCCAAGUAGCUGUCACCACCUCCCUGUCUUCAGAUGUUCAGAGCUCCCCCCUCAGGAACCCCUGUGGCCAGCCUGGAGGCUGGGAGCUCCCACCACAGGCAACCCUCUGGGCAGCCCAGCUUUGCAGGGGGCAGCGGAGGCCCCUGUGUGCCUCCUCCGUCAACCCACCUCACCUGCCCCUGCAGGAGUCAGGAGCAGAGCCCACCUUCAUCCUCCCUAGAUGUAGCCCCUCCCUGCCCUGGCCCCACAGCUCCAAGAGAGCCCUGCCUGCAUUGUACACACCCUCCUGAGGGGCCUCCCUAGCUUCGGCCUCCAGGUGUGGAAGGUGGGAGCUGGGAGCUCCAGCACCUGGUGUCUGAGGCCACCUCUGUGCACUGAGAACAGCUGAGGUGGCAUUCAGACCUGACCACCCCUUCUCCCUGCUGUGUUACAAGAAGCAUGCCCUAGGCGGGGCGGGAGGUGAGGGCUCUGGGCCCCAGUGGAGCACCGGGCAUCCAGGGUCCCCUGGCAAUGCCACCGCAGGGUGAAGCAGUGCCCUGCCCCGAGCCUGGCUCCACGCUCAGGCCACCAGGGAAAGGGCCUGAGUUGACGCACGGCCCAGGACAGAAGGUGCUCACAAAGUGCUAGCUGGCUGAAGGGACUGGGGGGGGGGGGGCAGGCCCAGUCACCUGGCAGUUGAGGUCGAGACUCCUGCCCCACUGUCCCUCAGGGGCGGAGGCAACACCAGGCCCAGGCUUGGCCAAGAUCAGCCUGGUGCUGAAGCAGGAGGGCAGCAGGCCAGGCUCUCCGGACACCCGUCGUUGAACUCCUCGCCUGCCUGUCCCACCCCCAACUUCUGGCCCAGAGAAGAGCCAGACAUAGGCACACAAUUCUCAGGGCCCCUUGAGGGAGAGGAAGAGUCUAGGCACACAUGCCCAUGAUGGACCGCCUGGGACACAGGGGGCCAAGGGCCAGCCGUGGCCCCAGGGCUGGGCAGCGCACUGUAGUGGCACCUGGGAGUCCUGGGGCUCAGGACGAGGCAGGGAAAGAGCUAGAACCUGACUGAAACCUGGGCCGGAAUCCCAGACACACGGAGUUGUCUCCUCCCCUGAGCUGGUGUGGUCUCACCCUCCACUGUCCCAAACCUUUCACAUGCAUCCUCUGCCCUUACAGAAUGGCCACCCUCAGCUCCCCACUGCUCCUGGAACUCUUCCGCUCAUGCCAGCCUCAGGGCCUCUACACGUGCAUCCCCCAACUCCUCAGCAAAACCUGUCCUCAGCACCCCUCACUUAAAAUGACACCCCAACUCUGACUUUCUGCCCCAUUGUACACUCUCAUCACAACCCGAAAUGUUGAAUUAACCAAUCUGUCACUGCCCAUCUCUGCUGGCUAGAAUGUGGCUUCAGGGCAGGGGCCUUUGUCUUGUUCUCAGCUGUGUCCCCAACACCUGGUGUGGUAGGCACUCAAUAAAUACGUCAAACUAA
Messenger RNA from Phyllostomus hastatus (greater spear-nosed bat), 2945 nucleotides. It is a transcript of the gene FCER2, whose product is annotated as Fc epsilon receptor II. The coding region runs from base 349 to 1221 and encodes 290 amino acids. The transcript has 12 exons. Lineage: Eukaryota; Metazoa; Chordata; Mammalia; Chiroptera; Phyllostomidae. Gene Ontology annotation, molecular function: signaling receptor activity. The record is from RefSeq and is a predicted model, not a curated record.